This is a messenger RNA of Symbiodinium sp. CCMP2456, 864 nucleotides long. The record is from the annotation of a GenBank genome assembly. Lineage: Eukaryota; Dinophyceae; Suessiales; Symbiodiniaceae.
AUGGCACUGCGCAGUCCUGGAGUUCUCAUGAUACGCCCGACUGGGCGCAGCAGUCGUGGUAUGGACAGUCUGGGUGGCAAUGGAACCCUACUCAGCAGCCCGCCAACUGGUACCAGUAUCCUUGGAAUCGUGAAUCUGGGCACACUGGCGAAACUUCGUCUCGUCCGCGACGUGUGCGGUGGGAUGAGAGCGGGGACGAAUGGGCCAUGCGUGGACGUUCCACCAGUCGUGGUCAACCAGGUGGGCGUGGACAUGAACGAAACGCUCCCUUUACAAGUCGACAGCAAGGUGCCUCUACCUCUCGGGAUGAACGUCGGGACCAAGGUACACAUAGUGGUACAUCUGCCCCUUCUUCUUCGUCUUCUACCAGGCCGAGCAACGCUGGUUUCUGGCGAAGGGGAGUGUGGGUUGGAAGACCUCGCACAGCCUCUGAAGAACGACUACACCGGGGUGGCCAGGGUCCUGUUCGAACCCAACGACGUCAAGGAAGACUUGAUCAGUGGCAGGAUGGACUGGGAUAGAUGGGCGUCAGCAGUGGAAUUGGUGGUUGAUUGGAGUCGCUCCGGACUGCCCAGUGAGGAUGACAUGUUCUUUGUGCCGGAAGAAGAAGAAGACGUUGGAUUCCUACAGACCACUGGGAUGUCUACACAGGGGGACAUCGAGGACGUGAUGCUUGUCCAACUGUCUGUGGAUGAGGAGGAACUUUUGGCAGACCUACACGUUCCCGACGAUGUGUGCCGUGAUAUCCGAGACAUGUUGCGUACCCUCAACACGCACACCAUGAAUGAUGAAGGACCUGAAUAUCGGUGGGGUCUUCUUGAGUGGUUGGAAGCAUGGGAAACGGGAUGUAUUCACAUGGACAGA